Zingiber officinale is the source of this 805-nucleotide messenger RNA. RefSeq lists its product as uncharacterized. Lineage: Eukaryota; Viridiplantae; Streptophyta; Magnoliopsida; Zingiberales; Zingiberaceae. The coding region runs from base 110 to 589 and encodes 159 amino acids. The record is from RefSeq and is a predicted model, not a curated record. Gene Ontology annotation, cellular component: chloroplast inner membrane; chloroplast thylakoid membrane. The transcript has 5 exons.
UAAUUACAGGAAUGAAGAGGAGCACCGGCAUCCUUUUUUAAUACAACCGACGAGGGCUCUUCCCUUGGAAGCUCCGCUCGAUACUCUUCCAUUCCACUCCUCCUUGCUCAUGGCGACGGCGACCUCCUUCGCUACUCCGGCCGUCAUAUGUGGUUUACAGAAUGGGAAGCUCAAACCUUUAAGUGGUUAUCCAACUAAGUUGGUUGUUCCUCAAAAGUCAAAGGUGUUAAAAUCCAGCCCGAGAUUAUCUGUCUGUGCUAAGUACAGUGAUGAUUCUGGAAGUGGUGGUGGCGAUUUUGUUGCUGGGUUUGUUAUAGGAGGAGCAGUUUUUGGAACUCUGGCUUAUGUAUUUGCUCCGCAGAUAAGGAGAUCACUACUCAACGAAGAUGAACAUGGAUUUCGGAAGGCCAGACGACCAUUGUAUUACGAGGAAGGAUUAGGGCUAGAGGAAACUCGUCAAACACUCAAUGCAAAGAUAAGGCAACUGAAUAGCGCCAUUGACAAGGUUGCAACUCGGUUAAAAGGCGGUGCUAAGAAGGUGGCGAUAGAGCCUGCCCAAGCUGACUCUGAGUUUGAAGCAGCCUUGUAAGUUUACUCAUCUCUAUUUCUCCUUAAAAGCCUGUUGACUCAAGGACGUAUUCCAUCAUAAAAUCUGUCUGUUUUCUCUUCAGUAUGAUUAUCAGUUUUCAUUUCUGCAAAGUGUUGUCUUUUGCUAAUUCAUAUUAUUGUAAUCUUUGAGCAAUGGAGCUACUAUUGUGAUAGCAAUUUUGAAGUAUAAACUUGACCCGAUGCGUCAGUUUAAUUU